Molecule: messenger RNA, 1098 nt
Organism: Lachancea lanzarotensis
Lineage: Eukaryota; Fungi; Ascomycota; Saccharomycetes; Saccharomycetales; Saccharomycetaceae
Gene: RTT103
Product: LALA0S09e02080g1_1
Exons: 1
Coding region: 1-1098 (365 amino acids)
Biological process (GO): mRNA 3'-end processing
Cellular component (GO): RNA polymerase II, holoenzyme
Molecular function (GO): RNA polymerase II C-terminal domain binding
Source: RefSeq, a predicted model, not a curated record
AUGAGCUUUUCAGAGGAUCGAUUGGUGACGAAAUUGAACGGGUUGGAUGAGACUCAGGAUUCGAUUGUGGGAGCUUCUCGAUGGGUGCUUGGACAACAUAAGAAUAUCAAAGAAAUAGCGGCCUCUUGGGACACAUUUGUGAGCAAACCGACCAUUAAUACUCGCAGAAAGCUGCUCGCGAUAUAUCUGGCCAACGACGUGGUCCAACAGGCCAAACACAAGCGUGUUAGCGAAGUGGGUGUUGCAUUUGGAGAAAUCAUGCCUGGAGCUUUGAGUCGUGUAUAUCCAGAAUUAAGCUCAGAAAUGCGGCAAAAGGUACGCCGUGUGGUGGAUAUUUGGAAACAAAGACAGGUUUUUUCGGAUUCAGUGCUGAAGAAAAUAUAUGCACAGUUGAAGAACGCUGCACCCCAUCACUCGUCGUCUUCGUCGUUAACGUCGUCGUCAUCUGCAGCAUUAACACCUGAACUUCAAAGGGUAGUGGAGACUUUUGAUCAGCUCACCAGAUCACAAGCGGAUGUCAACUCCAGCAAAACUCGAUUCGACUCAUCAGUGGAGGCUUUGGACCCAACCAGUGCUGUGUACACCGACAAUUACAAAACGAUCCAAAAAAUCGGCCAAACAGCCAAAGAUGCGUUGCAAUUGUCGGUAGCAAAUCGAGAAAAGGCCAUAAAAGAGCUCCAGGUAUUGCUAGACUUUCAAAAUGAACAAUUGCAGCAAGACCAGAAUUUGAUCAGUGAAAUCAACGCCAUAAUUGCAGCGAAAGACCCUCUAAGCUUACAAUCCGCGCCAGUAGAAGACGAGGUUCUGCCUGUUUACGAGCCCAGCGACGGAAGCGACAGUGAUACAGACAAGAGUGAUGUAGACGAGCAGGACACUGCGGGAAGAAGAAGGCGUAAGUCAUCCACGCAGUCAAUCGAAGAUAAAGACGAUGCCAAAAGACUGAAAACCGUGGCAGUGGAGGCUCAAUCUGGCUUGGAAGAAGGAUCAGAAUCCGCAGAUCCUGCUACUUACGAGCCUACACCAGCUGAAGUGGCAGUCAACUCGCCCAUGGCUGUAACUUCUAGUAUCCAGGAUUUACUGAGUAAAUUGGCAAGCUAG